This is a messenger RNA of Striga asiatica, 1275 nucleotides long. NCBI's taxonomy places the organism in Eukaryota, Viridiplantae, Streptophyta, Magnoliopsida, Lamiales, Orobanchaceae. The record is from the annotation of a GenBank genome assembly.
UAAAAUCCCAGGAAAAUCCCACCACCUCCCCACGCCUCCAAUCGCAAGAAAAAUUCAAUUGCGAUCUUCUUUGCGUCAAAGUAAAGAGCUCCAAAACCUUCUCAUUCUGAAUCAAAAGCCGAGAAGAGAAAAAAUCCCGAUACUCGAAGGAUCUGAAGAAAUUCGGCGCCAUGAAUAUCUUCAGAUUCGCCGGCGAUAUGACGCAUUUGAUCAGCAUUUUAGUCCUCCUCCUCAAGAUUUACGCCACCAAAUCGUGUUCAGGGAUUUCCUUGAAGACUCAGGAAUUGUACGCACUUGUCUUCUUGGCUCGGUACCUCGAUCUGUUCACCGAUUUCAUUUCAGUGUAUAACACGGUUAUGAAAGUGGUGUUCAUUGGAAGCUCUCUGGCAAUUGUCUGGUGCAUGAGGUUUCACCGAGCUGUGAGGCGGUCAUAUGACCGUGAGGUGGAUACAUUUCGGCACUAUUUUCUUGUGGGGAUCUGUUUUCUUGUGGCAUUGUUUGUUCACGAGAAGUUCACAUUUCAGGAGAUAUUUUGGGCAUUUUCAAUAUAUUUGGAGGCAGUUUCAAUUCUACCACAGUUGGUCCUAUUGCAAAGAAGUGGAAACGUGGACAACCUGACUGGACAAUAUGUUUUCUUCCUUGGAGCCUAUCGUGCCUUUUACAUCCUCAACUGGAUAUACCGCUAUUUCACAGAGGAUCAUUUCACUCGGUGGAUCUCCGUUGUCUCUGGCUUGGUCCAAACAGCUCUGUAUGCAGACUUCUUCUACUAUUAUUUUAUCAGCUGGAAAAAUAACGUAAAACUGAAGUUGCCUGCCUGAGAUAAUGUGAUUAGACUGGUUGAUAGAUAGAGGGAAUAUGAAUUGCUCGGCCAGUGGAUGUUCUAUUUAUCCGUAGCUGAGGAAAGUUUCUGCAAUUUGAUGGUUAAGAAGGAAAAGUUUAAAUUACCAUAUCAUAACUGCUUAUUUACAUUAAAAGUAGAAAGGAAAAUAGGGGAGAAGAAGGAAAAGAAAGAAAAGAAGAAAAGUAAGGGCAUGUUGAUAUUAUAUGUAAUGUUGAAAAACUUGUUUAAACUUGCUCGAGCUUGUAGUUCAUGUAGUUUGUUUGUAAGCGUUGAUGGUAAUUGGAAGAGCAAGUAUCGUGCUAAUUGGAGAAGAGUUUUUUGCUUCAUAUGUUUGCCGCUCUAUGUUUGUUAUUUUUGCAGUAGUGGAAUGUGAGAUAAAGAUCAUAAUAAGGUUAUAAUUUCCUUUUCCAAAAUGCAUCAACAAUUUCCUGACU